UGUCUAUGUGUAAGAAUGUAGGAAGUGUAGUGGCUUUAACACAGACCACUGAUGAGUCAGUCAUUCAUCAGUGUGACAGGAUGGAGCUCUGUCCACUCUGUGUCAUGAUCUUGCUUACCUCACUUAUCCGAGUUGGGCAAGCUCAAGCUGGGUUUAAACCAGUUGUGACUGUGCAGCCGGAUGCAUCACAAAUAUUCAGCGGAGAGACAGUUACACUCACAUGUAAUAUUAGGGGAGGAAGUGGACUAUACUACUGGUACAAGAAUGGGGUUAAUGUUCACAGAUCUGCUGAAAAUGUCUACACUAUAAAAGUAGAUCAGAGUCACAAAUACAAAUGUUUUGGUUCUAAGUAUGGACAGUCCACGGCAUUUAGUGAUGAAGUGACUCUCUCAGUAACAGAGAGACCAAAAGCUGUUCUGACUCUGCAGCCUGAUGGACAGAUAUUCAGUGGAGAGGAAGUCACUUUCACAUGUGAAAUACGAGGACAUGCAGACACUGAGUGGAUGUACAUCUGGUAUAAAGAUGAUGUGCAACCUUUCUCCUACACUGAGAGCAGGGAAUAUUCAUUCAUUACUGCUGAGUUUGCCAGCGGUAAAUACACCUGCAGUGGACAGAGAAAAAGUGACUCUCAGACCUCAGAGACCAGCAACGCUGUUACACUCACUGUGUCAGCAAAACCCAAACCGACUGUGAAUACGUCUCAAAGCUCCGUCUACACUGGAGACAGCGUUACUCUGAGCUGUAAUCUGCUGUCUAAUGGAUGGACUUUUCUCUGGUACAAAGACCAGCGACUUCUAUUCCAAGUAGCUAACCUCACCCACACACUCCAUGAUACAGUCUCUAAUGCUGGUGUAACAGUGUAUCAGUGUAAAGCACGCAGAGGAAACUACGACUCAGAGGUCAGUGAUCCAGUCACGAUUACAGUGAGAGUGCUACCAAAACCUGUGGUGUCCAUAAAGCCUGAUAAACAGGUGUACAGAGGAGAGACUGUCACUCUCAGAUGUGACAUACAGGAUGAAGUGGACUCUUACUGGAACUACAGCUGGACUAAAGAUGGUUCUGGUGUCAGCAGUGAACAGGAGUACAGAAUCAGUGGUGCUGAAAUGACACACACAGGUAAAUACACCUGUAGAGGAACAGAGAGAGGAGGCUCACACUCCUCACACACCAGUGAUGCUGUUACACUGACUGUAUCAGAAAAACCUAAACCUAAACUCACAUCAAGCCAUGAAGGAGCUAUACUGAAAGGAAACUCAGUGACUCUGGACUGUACACUGUGGCUGAAGUCUGCUGGAUGGAAGUUUUACUGGAUCACACCCAAACAGAGCACUGAAACUGAAACUGAGACUGAGACUGAAACACACUCCUACAUCAUCAGCUCAACUAGAGUCUCUGAUGGAGGACAGUACAAGUGCAGAGCUGGAAGAGGAGACCCAGUCUACUACACACACUACAGUGAUGCAUUCUGGGUAAAUGUUACUGAGAGUCCUAAAGCUGUGGUGACUAUAAAGCCUGAUAAACAUGUGUUCAGAGGAGAGACUGUGACUCUCAGAUGUGAAAUUCAGGGAGGAGGAGACACUGAGUGGACAUACAGCUGGUAUAAGAACAAUUACACACAAUACCCCAGAACACAGGAGCUCAGCAUCAGCUCAGUUAGAAAUUAUGACAGUGGUACAUAUACCUGCAUAGGGAGGAAGAGCAGUGACUAUCAGAGCUCAGAGAUCAGUGAUGCUGUUCCACUCACUGUAUCAGAUGCAGCAGAAGCAGUAGUGCAUGUGUCUCCACUGAGCUGGCUGACUGAAGGAGACUCAGUGACUCUAAGCUGUGAGGUUAAACACUCCUCUACAGGCUGGACAUUCAGCUGGUACACAGAGAUUCCCUACAGAGACAGUCAGGGUUCCCUCAGGUUCAAUACAGUGCUCCUCUCAGACAGCAGCAGAGGAUCUGGAGGCUCCUACACUCUCAGUCCAGUUACUCUGAAUCACACAGGAGUUUAUAUGUGCAUAGCAGAGAGAGGAGAACGAGUCUUUCACUCACAGUACAGCAACAUAAAGCCACUGUGGAUCACUGGUAAAUCUCCUCCAAUGUCUCUGAUCAUCAGUCCCAGCAGAACUCAACACUUUACUGCUGAGUCUCUCUCACUGAGCUGUGAGGACCAGAGUGACUCUCCUGGAUGGACAGUGAGAGGAUACACACACAGCGAGACAUUGUUUGAUUGUUCAUCAGUUUCAGGAUCUACAUGUAACAUCAGCUCCCUCUCUACAUCACACACUGGAGUUUACUGGUGUCAGUCUGGAUCUGGAGGACGCAGUAAUCCUGUCAACAUCACAGUGCACAAUGGUGAUGUGAUCCUGGUCAGUCCUGUCCAUCCUGUAACUGAAGGACAUCCUCUGACUUUACGCUGUUUAUAUCGCAACCCAAAGAUCUCAGACUCUGUUGCUGAUUUCUAUAAAAAUAAUUUAGUCCUCCAGAACCAGACUAAAGGAGAGAUGACCAUCCACACUGUCUCAAAGUCAGAUGAAGGUUUCUACCACUGUAAACACACAAAGAGAGGAGAGUCACCGAAAAGCUGGGUUUCAGUCAGCAUUCAAAUCUCAGGUUCUGGAUCCAAUAUUGUUAUAGUAUUUGUGGCUGUGGGACUGAGUUUGACCUUGCUGUUCAUCUUUCUUUUACUGAUCCUGCUGUGGUGGCACAAAUCCAACAAAGGAAAGGACAGAGACACACAGCAGAACAUCAAUCAGACACCAGGUCAGAAUCUGAGUCAGUCAGGAGCUGAGGAUUCUCAGUCAGGAUACACACCAUUUCAGACCAGAGCUGAGGACUCGCAAUCAGGAUACACACCACUGCAGACCGGUGAUGCUGCAGCUGAACCCUGUGGGGCCAUUUAUGCACAGGUCAUGAAGAAAAAUGAACCAUACAAGAAUAAAGAUGAUGAUGCUGGACCCAGUGAUGUGACUUACGCUGAGCUUGAACUCAAGCCACAGAAAAAAGCAAGGAAAAAUCAAGUGAAGGCCAAUGUAGAUUCUGAAACUGUUUAUUCAGAGCUGAAGCAGAACAAAUAGAUUGUGAAAAAUACAGAGACGGUGAGAUGAUGGUGGAGAAAAGGAUUAGAUUUUACAUAUAUAAGGUAUCCAAAAUACUUCCACACAACUGAAACAAAUGCCAAAAAUGUAUGUCUUUGGUUGCUUAAUACCAAGAAAGCCUAAGCUGAGUGCACCAACUGUGGCUGUAAUGUAACAUAUCUUCCAGACUCUAUCGUUUUAUUGCAUUUUUAUUGCACUGUGACAAGCCUGUUUGAAGGCUCAUGUGCACAGAGCAUACAGUUUUAUCUCCAGCAAAUGUCUCUACUUGCCUCUAUCCAUGUGGACAUAUGUAGCAUCGGUAUAUGUAAAGUUAGAGGUGCUCAGUACAGUGCAAUCUCUCAAUUUAUUUCCAUACUGUUAAAGCUUGGAAUUGUAAUUUAUUAUUAUUAUUAUUUUUUAUUUGUAAGCAUUUCAGUACUUUUGUACUUUUCAGUUGCUACUUUGAUUUGAUGAACUGCUGAUUUUCUUAAGGGCAUUGUUCACUGAUUCACCUCCAGUAGCUUAACAAUGACAUCCUAUGAACCAAUGCAAGAAUUCAUUCUUAUGCAUCAUUAUAAUUGUAAUAUACAAGAAUAAUAACGACAAGUAUUGCAGUAUAAAUCAUCAACUCUGUUUUUCAUUGAUAUUUUGAAUUCUAGCAAUACUGUACAUCUGCAGCAAACAGAUUAUAAACAGAGGUCACUUUGUUUAAAAUGUGGCCAAAGAUAAACAGACAGCAUGAAAAAUUUCAGAUCAGGAAAUCUGAUCAUGGAGAAAUCUCCACGCAUCACGGAGACUGAGAAUAGUCAGUCUGCUGUAAGAUAUUGCAAACUACAAAAAUGCUUUCAUGUAUUUUCUGUAUAAAGGGGUUCAUUUUAUUACUUUUAUACAUGUGUCAAGAGCUUAAAACAGUGCCAUCUUCUGGGUAUAAUUCAUAAAUCUAAUAUAAAAAUCUAUGCAUUAUUAAAUUCUAUAUGUUUGAAAAUGUACAUUUUUACCUUUAUGUUUUAAAUUUGUGGGUUUUUGUAAAUGUAAACUCUACAAACUGCUCUUGGACCUGUUCCUCAAAUAUAUUUUGAAAAGGACAACUUUGGGCCUGUUACAAUUAAGUUAUUUGUGUAAAUACGUAUCUCUUUCUUUUAAUUGUUCCUGCUGUGUUUUAAUACAUAUUUGCUUUGUUUCUUUUUUGAGGGUGUUACUUUCCUUAUCCUGACUAAUGUGUGACAUCCUGUGAAGCAACUCAAAUUAGUACAUAAUCACAAGUGAUUCACAAAGUCUAUUUAUUUAUUUCACAAGCAUGGCAACUGCCCUAUGUUCAAGGGGGUGAAUACUUAUAUGCAAUAUGAAUUGCUGUCUGUUUAUGUGAUUUGUAAGAGACAUUCAGUUUGUGCAU
Messenger RNA from Pangasianodon hypophthalmus (striped catfish), 4455 nucleotides. Its product is annotated as B-cell receptor CD22. The record is from RefSeq and is a predicted model, not a curated record. NCBI's taxonomy places the organism in Eukaryota, Metazoa, Chordata, Actinopteri, Siluriformes, Pangasiidae. Bases 6 to 3062 code for a protein of 1018 amino acids. Gene Ontology annotation, biological process: cell surface receptor signaling pathway. Gene Ontology annotation, molecular function: transmembrane signaling receptor activity. The transcript is spliced from 17 exons.